GCCACCCGCCUUUCUUUCUCUAGCCGCCAUUUUAGUAGAUCUGCCGGCAAGUGGAUUUCUUUCUUUAGGAUUUCUUUUUUGCGAUUGAUAGUAACCAAGGGUUAGUCAUGGCACAGUAUAUUCAGGUAGUAGAAGAUGAAAGCGACGAGUCUAUUGAAAUCCCAAGUGAAAAUGACGGCACUUUACUCCUCACAACUCUAAGUGCACAGUUCCCAGGAGCAUGCGGCUUGAAAUACAGAAAUCCUGACACAGGAGCGUUUCGGGGAAUCCGGCUUCUUGAUGGCGUCCUCCACCCCCCUGAUGGUCUGUGGGGAAAUUUCCAGUACCUUGCUGUAUUCCCUAAAGUAGAAAACAAAAGAAAAGGAGAAGAUGGCUUUGAUAAUCCAGCUGCAAAAACAAAACGCUUGGAUCAACAGAAGUGCUCUGACCUCAUUGUUCUUGGUCUGCCAUGGAAGAGCACUGAGGAUGACCUGCAAAAAUAUUUCUCCCAGUUUGGAGAACUGUUGCUGGUUCAGGUUAAGAGGGACAUCAAAACAGGUCAGUCAAAGGGCUUUGGAUUUAUCCGCUUCACCGCCUAUGAAUCUCAAGUAAAAUGCUGCGCUCAGCGCCACAUGAUUGAUGGCAGGUGGUGCGAUGUGACCAUCCCAAAUUCUAAGCAAUCCAGUUCCGGGCAUGCAAGGGGAGGAGGAGCAGGCUAUGACUUCUCACCUUAUACACACGGGUCUCAGGGCUCCUAUCAGUUUGGUGCUGGUUAUGAUGAGGAUGGUUACGCGCAGGAAGGAAACAACCAGAUGAUGAACCGCAAGGUUUUCAUUGGACGCGUCACUGAAGACAUCAGUGCUGAUGACCUGCGUGGCUACUUCUGCAAGUUUGGUGAGGUUGUGGAUGUGUUUAUCCCCAAGCCCUACAGAGCCUUUGCAUUUGUCACUUUUGCUGAUGCUGAGACUGCCCAGAACCUCUGUGGAGAAGACCACAUCAUCAAAGGUGCCAGUGUCCAUGUGAGCAGCGCUGCCCCAAAAUCUUUUGAUAAGGGAGCUGAACGUAAAGGUUUUGGACAGGCUGGUUAUGGCCAGGGAGGCUGGAAUCAGAGACAAGGUGGCCCAGGACCAGUUGGUGGCAAAGUGGCGAAUGGAGCUGAAGGAGGAAUGGCCAACAAUCUUGGUAUGAACUUGCUGAACUCUGCCAUGUUGGCUGCAGCUCAGGCCAUGCUCCAGAACCAGGGUGGCUGGGGAGGCAUGAACCAGGGGCCUAGUCAGGGAGGUACCGGUGGUAACAUGGGAGGGGGAGACCAUCAGGCUCCACCUCCCAUGGCCCUGCCCUCCAACCAGGGUGGGUUUGGCCAGAGCAUGGGCGGAGGCAGUGGAGGCGGUGGCGGUGGCUCCGGGGGCAACUGGUGGGGCAGUGAAGGCAGCACUACCUCUGGUGGUCACUAUGGUGGCUGGGGGGGCUCCCACGGCGGCCGGGGCAGUGGGGGUUGGAGUUAAACGCCUCUUUCCCCCUCCGCUGGUGCUUGAAUGGUGAGCAAGGUUUUUAAGGGAGUUGAAUAGAAAGGGCAGAGUGAGUUGGGAAGAAAGGAUAAGAAAUGUGUGGGAAGAAAGAAAGACUGACAGGGAGCAGCAGAUGAUAACGGCCUUGUGGCAAGUACGAGUUCAAAUUCAAGAUUGAGAAUAUGGAUGUUCAAAUAUAAUACUUUGCAGCUUUUGAAAGUUGCCACGAAAACUUUUGUUGUCAUUGUUCAUAUUAUUUUCAUCCUUUCCAUAGCUAAUAUGUGUGACAAAUUGAAGUGCUUGGACUUGCAGGAAAACAACCCCUUUUCAUUCACCUUUCUCUUUCCAGCACGUCUCAAACGAGUUAAGUUUUUAUCGUAAAGGUGGCGUGGCCCAUGUUCAUUUUCUCGGUCAUGAUUUGGUCUUUUUGUAAGAAUUAUAUGUAGUGAACCAUUUGCUCUCCUCCCUCCCCCCCCAUCAUUUUACAAUGUGUACAUACAUGGUUCUUUGUGUUGUGUUUGUGUGUAAUUUCAGUGCAUUCUUUGGGAGUACAAUAGUAUUUAUAGGGGCUUGUUUGCGGCCGUGUGAUAGGACAUGCAGUACAAACAUAUGGGUCAUUUUUAGGGGCAAAAACAUUUGGGAAAAGGUUAGUUAUGAAUGAAACUUUUAGCAAUGGGUUGCUUGAUUGCUGUCCUGGUUAUUUAUCGAAUACUCCUGGAUUGAAUGCUGGUUUGAUUGAAAAUGAGAGUUGAGACUUGUAGAGGUGAACGCUUUGUGCGCAGGGUAUGCAAUGUGAGACAGCGGUUGGAUUUGAAGUGAUUUGUGGAAGAUUGAUCAGUGUGGGUGGAAGUUCUUUGGUCUGUUGAGUGCUCAAAGGUUUUCAGCAGUGGGAGAUUGCAUCGAGUGUAAACUUUCCAGCUCAGUGAAUGAGAGCAGAGAAUGAUUACAGAAGACCAUUUAUUACAUCCACACUGCUUCCUCAAAAUAACCUGUUCAAAGUGAGGGUAGUCUGCAUUACCAUUAGCCCUUUCAACUAAACAAAUUUCACCUCUCAUAAGUACAGUUGAAGAGAUCAGUUUUCAAUCAAGCAAUCCGUGCAAUUCGCUUCUCAAACAGUUCAUCAGAGCGCUUUGGAACUUUGUAAAUCACAAUAAAUUUAUUAUUGGCAUUGUUUCUUGACUAAAAAUUUGAAUUUCUGCAAUGUUACUGUCAACCAACAGGAAAAGACAAAAACAAACAAAAUGAAUUUGAAUGUAACAUUACUGUUUGUGUUGGUAUAGGUGUGACCGUUAAAAUUUCAUUGUUCAAUGAGACAGUUUUCUAAAAUAAAAAAAAUUAAAUGGUCUUCAAAUGAAG
Molecule: messenger RNA, 2843 nt
Organism: Aplysia californica (California sea hare)
Lineage: Eukaryota; Metazoa; Mollusca; Gastropoda; Aplysiida; Aplysiidae
Product: TAR DNA-binding protein 43
Exons: 6
Coding region: 108-1484 (458 amino acids)
Biological process (GO): regulation of gene expression
Cellular component (GO): nucleoplasm
Molecular function (GO): RNA binding
Source: RefSeq, a predicted model, not a curated record